This is a messenger RNA of Pseudocercospora fijiensis CIRAD86, 1962 nucleotides long. RefSeq lists its product as uncharacterized. Lineage: Eukaryota; Fungi; Ascomycota; Dothideomycetes; Mycosphaerellales; Mycosphaerellaceae. The transcript has 10 exons. Bases 1 to 1962 code for a protein of 653 amino acids. The record is from RefSeq and is a predicted model, not a curated record.
AUGGGCGUAGGGAUGACUGCAGCCAAGGACUUCACUCUCCUGCAGUCCUACAGCAUCGGAACAGACGUCGCCAUCACAAACCAAGAAUCGCUGUGGCUUGGCACUAAAAAGCAGAAGAAUGUCAAUCAAGCGCCACUGUACCGCGGUGGCCAUAUUGGGACCUUCGGGCUUCCUAGAACAUCGGCCUUGCAAAUGCUGCCUGAAUGGCUCUCCGUGAAAAACAGAAAGCGGGAGUUCCCGUCAAUAAGAUUUCGCAGAGGAUUCACAAAGCCAUUGAUUUCGCCUUUUCUUGACAAAAUCUCUUUGACGAUAAAUCACUGGCGGAUGAAGCACCUAUAUCUCGACCUUGAAAAGCAACUCAUCCUCCUUCUUACUCUCUGCCACCGCUAUCAUCUUCGAGUUCUGCACACCAGAUUAGCACCAAUCGACAAGACGAGCACAACACGAUCUACCUACCAAUCAUCCACCAACACUCCGAAGAUGUUCACCUCCGACGUCGAGAAGGGCGCAAACGCCCAAGGCUUCAUUCAGCAGCCGAGUGCUGCACAUACCUCCACUCACGCAAGCUUCCUCCCAUCCUACGAGCGAGCAGUCAACGACAACAUGCGCGGCUUCGGAGAGCCAGAAGGCCAAGCCAAUCCCCAAGCGUUCGACCACAUCCAGGAACCCAAGCAUACCGAACGCCGAUGCAUGAAGCGCGAAUGGCUGAUUGCAGUCAUCGUUACCAUCAUCUGCCUUGCUCUCAUCCUACCUCUAGUCGUCGUGGUCCUUCUGCGAAAGAACUCAACAUCUGAAAAGGUAAGCUCUUCUCCCGCCCAGAACUUCACCGUACUCAAGCCUGUAACGAAGCUAACCAUGAGUCUUAAUCAGACCACUUUCAUGCAGACUCGAUCAAUUACAGACACGGCUUUCAGCGCUGCGCCACUCACCAUCACGACUAUUGCUCCUAGCACAGUCUACGUGACAGUAACGCCAACGCCAACCUCGACCUCCACUCCGAUCACGACGCUCACCACGACACUUUCUCAACCCGAAUUGACUACGUCCCCUGGCAGAGAGACUGUCACCGACAUCAGCGUUUCCGUCAGCGUCUCGGUAUCCACAGCAUCUACAACGGAGUCGAGCACCACCACAUCUACAUCCUCCGGCAUGUCUCCCGAAGAGUCCGCAGCCUGGUCAUCAGUCUACGCUCAAUCCUCUGCGAACCGAGCAGCUCUCACCAUGGUCCCCGACUUCCAAACUUCUGCAACGACUCUCCUCUCAAUCACGACCGAGGAGAAGACGGUCGAAACGACGUCGUCUGGUCCCGUCGCCACUCUGACAGGUCAUUUUGGUUUCUAUAUGAGUAGGCAUGUGCACAUUGGCGCUAUCCCGGGUUGCGAAAUACGAAUCGCAUUGGCAAUCAUAGCGCAAUCGCUCGCUACUUUGAUCUGGCGCAAAACUUCUCCCUAUUCUGUCAAACAUAAAACUUUCGUUUUCAUCUUCCUCUCAGCCCUCGACAAGCCAUUCCACCCAUCCUCUCUCGCUGUGCUUGAACACGUAAUUGCUUUCUGCCAAAGGAACAUCAAGAGAAUCACUUCACCAUUCUCCCCGUGGCCCCGAAAUCCUUACAAAUUUUUUCUCCCCAUUCAAUACAGGACAGGACAGGACAGCAGAUAUCGUGCAGAAGGGUUGGGUUCUGCGCUGAGCUCGGCACUGAUACGGUCUCCAGGCCAAGUUUGCAUUUCCAGCGCUCGAUUUGGCGGAUUACCUAGCUCGUGUCGGUCGAAUGCUUCGGCUUGUUUGAAUACUCACACCUUGGCGUUAGGAUGUCUGUGGGCCGGUCGAGCAGGCCUGCGCCAUACAAUUGAAGACGAAAUGCACGAGCUUGGAGAUGGGAGGUUGAUGGUAAAUAUAAGGCUCAGAACAUCUGAGCUCCAUCAGCUCUUUCGAGCUGGUACUGGCAUUGGUAUCUAUUGGUAA